Molecule: messenger RNA, 2054 nt
Organism: Myotis brandtii (Brandt's bat)
Lineage: Eukaryota; Metazoa; Chordata; Mammalia; Chiroptera; Vespertilionidae
Product: chromosome unknown open reading frame, human C19orf44
Exons: 9
Coding region: 67-1956 (629 amino acids)
Source: RefSeq, a predicted model, not a curated record
CUCUCAAGUUUGAGUGCCAGGCGGAGAGCGGCGUUGGACUCCGUGGAUGAACAUCGAGGGCGGAGAAUGGCUUCAACAAGAAAAAACAGCCAUCCCAUGCGGGAUAUCUCUGGUGAUUUCAAUGAUAUUUCCUUUGAAGAUUCAAAGAUGGAAAAAAUAAAGAACUUGAAAAUCAGUAGGAAUCUUACCAAAAUAGCUCCCAGUCAUAGCAGAUUUCUAAAAAGAAGCCAAACUAUGGGUGGACAACACUUCUUCCCGAAAGAGGAUGCUGGGCUGGGGAGUGGGCCCUGGCUGUCCUCAGGGAGCCCCCCGACCACUGCCUCAAAGCUCAGGACCAGCGCCGCGCUGCGGAAACUGGCCCAGAUCGAGUCCAAGAUCAUGAACCGGAAGGUGCAGAUGGACUUGUCUGACAUGGAAUCCAACUCGAAGACCUCCAAGGACAGCCUUCCCUGGAGAGCAGACAAAGUGCCUCCUCGGAGUCCAGCUGAAGUUCCUUCACAGAACACAGACAAAACCUCCCAGAAGCAGGCCCGUGACAUUCCUCUCGCCGAGAGCCACACGCCGCGGGGGAAGGGCAGUAGGUUCCUGAAGAAGAGAGAGCCAGCUGUUGAAGAGCUUUCUCCUGCAGCCCGUUUUGGGAAAGAGAGGACUAUUUCAGCACCCAAAGAGAAAGCACCCGUUAGAAACCUGGGUUCGCCAGACAGUGACGAAGAGGAAAUGAAAGAGUUGCUGGGAAGCUUGAUGGAAUCGUUCAGAGGAAAAGAACCAGGCACGAAUCAGGGCUUCACCAGCGCCAGAGUCAUUGGGAAAAAACAAAUGGAACUGUUCUCGGAUCAGAUCCCAACUCAACCGAAACUCCUGUCACUAUCCAGUGAGGACCUUUCCAGCGCAGAGCCACCUGGGACAGCACAUCUGCCAGCUUUCCAAUUAGCAGGCGGGACUCUUCGCAGUGUGCGCUCAAGAGCUCACUCCCCACAGGCUCACGUUCCCGGGGACGCAGCAUCCGGCGCGGCGUCAAAGCCGGAGCCCUCCAGGGAGGCACGUGGCAGGCUCUCACCCUCUCCCGUGAGGGGUGGGGCCGGGCCUGCGGAGGAGUCGCUCUCGGAAGCCUCUGACGACAGCCUGAAUGAUUUUAGGAUAAAUGUUUUAUCCCUUGAUGAUCUGGCUCCAGCUGUCAACACGCAAUCGGACUUGGAACAGAAAGAAGGAGGUCGGAGGGAAAAGGCAUCCAGCAAAAGCCCCGGGUCCAGGGACCCCCCGACAGGAAGCGAGGUCUCGGAGCACCUGAGCGAGCCCUCGGCCUCCUCUGCUGCGCCCCAGCGUGCUGCUAGCCGGCGGCCGAUGUCUGGGGAGCCUAUGGCCAGCACGGUGAGCUGGGCUUAUUCGGAAGAUUUCGAGAAAUCUCCAAGUCGGACAGCAUCAGAGCCAACGACCCAUUCUGAGGAGUCUCUGGACAGGACGUUGGCCACUUUGUCUGAACUCUCUGCAAGCCUACAGAUAGACCACCCCCCACCAACAGGUGCCUCUCGGAAAAAGUGGGCCCAGGAUGUGACAAGAGUCACGGUGAAGGAGCAGGCUGUGCAGACCCUUGACCCCGCCUUCACCUACCAGUGGACAAAGCAGGCUGGUAUGGCGACCAUCGGGCCAGCCCUGGGAGGUGCCUAUGUGGACCCUACACCCAUCGCCAGUCAUGUUGUCAGCGCAGAUGCAAUAGAAGCCCUGACAGCUUACAGCCCGGCCGUGUUCGCCCUCAAUGACAUGCUUAAGCAGCAGCUGAGCCUGACGCAGCAGUUCAUGGAGACCAGCCGGCACCUGCAUGGGUCCCUCCUGCAGUCCCUGGACCAAGACGCAUUCCACUACCACACCCUGGAGGAAACCAAAGAGUACAUCAGGCACCACAGACCCGCCCCACUGACCAUGGAGGACGCUCUGAGGGAGGUGAAGAAGGAGCUGUGAGCACCACCAGCAAAGCCUCAGAGGUUCCAGCGCUACCAGCAGGGCACUGGACAGUUAAGACACAAAUCUUACGGCGGAGUGGGGCUCCUGGACCGUGA